Messenger RNA from Vicugna pacos (alpaca), 1323 nucleotides. RefSeq names its product olfactory receptor 4N5. Lineage: Eukaryota; Metazoa; Chordata; Mammalia; Artiodactyla; Camelidae. Gene Ontology annotation, cellular component: membrane. Gene Ontology annotation, biological process: G protein-coupled receptor signaling pathway. The record is from RefSeq and is a predicted model, not a curated record. Gene Ontology annotation, molecular function: olfactory receptor activity; G protein-coupled receptor activity.
GGAAAUUCCUAAUAUUAUUCAAGCAAAACAGCCGAGUCCUAUAGGACCACAGUUAUAUAGAAGCACAUGGUUAAAUAGGAAUGCAGUGUGCCUACCAGAACAGUGUCUUAGAGAGGGGUCAGGAAAAUGAAGGGCAGAACAAUUAACUGAAAACAUAAAAGAAUUAUGGGGCAUAAAUUGAUUUCAGCUGGGGAAGUACUAGAUGUGGCGAAUACUGAUUUAUCUGGAGAAGAGCUAUGGAAUAGACGAAAGGUGGUUAUAACAGACGAUAUUUUGCUCUUUGUUAUUCUGCAGACUGGGGAGUGAUGGAAAGGGAGAACAGCACAGUCGUGAAAGAAUUCAUCCUCCUUGGUCUCACUCAGUCUCAAGAUGCUCAACUCCUGGUCUUUGCACUAGUCUUAAUUUUCUACCUCAUCAUCCUCCCUGGAAAUUUCCUCAUCAUCCUCACCAUCAGGUCAGACCCUGGCCUCACGGCCCCUCUCUACUUCUUUCUGGGCAACUUGGCCUUCCUGGAUGCAUCCUACUCCUUCAUUGUGGCUCCCAGGAUGCUAGUGGACUUCCUCUCCGAGAAGAAGGUGAUCUCCUAUAGAGGCUGCAUCACUCAGCUCUUUUUCUUGCACUUCCUUGGAGCAGGGGAGAUGUUCCUUCUAGUUGUGAUGGCCUUUGACCGCUACAUUGCCAUCUGCCGUCCUUUACACUACUCAACUGUCAUGAACCCGAGAGCCUGCCAUGUCUUGCUGUUGGUUUUGUGGCUUGGGGGCUUUACUCAUUCCAUUGUACAAGUGGCCCUUAUUCUCCACUUGCCCUUCUGUGGCCCAAACCAGUUGGACAACUUCUUCUGUGAUGUGCCACAGGUCAUCAAGCUGGCCUGCACUGACACCUUUGUGGUGGAGCUCCUGAUGGUCUCCAACAGUGGCCUGCUCACCCUCUUGUGCUUUCUGGGGCUUCUGGCCUCCUAUGCAGUCAUCCUCUGCCAUGUCAAGGGGCACUCUUCAGAAGGGAAGAGCAAGGCUCUUUCCACAUGUACCACACACAUUAUCAUUGUGUUUCUCAUGUUUGGACCUGCCAUCUUCAUCUACACUCGCCCCUUUAAUGCCUUCCCAGCUGACAAAGUAGUUUCUCUUUUUCACACUGUAAUCUUUCCUUUGAUGAACCCUGUGAUUUAUACCCUUCGCAACCAGGAAGUGAAAGCCUCCAUGAGGAGACAACUGAGUCGGCACAUGCUUUGCUAAAUGCAACUGAAAAGUGAGAAAAGCCAGAAAGGAGAAAGUUCAUUUGGAAUUAAUUAAAUUAUUUAUUUAUUAAUGCACUGAAUCAGUCAGU